Molecule: messenger RNA, 2371 nt
Organism: Lycium barbarum (goji berry)
Lineage: Eukaryota; Viridiplantae; Streptophyta; Magnoliopsida; Solanales; Solanaceae
Exons: 2
Coding region: 1501-2262 (253 amino acids)
Source: RefSeq, a predicted model, not a curated record
CAAACCAAGUUCAACUAGGUGUUGCAUAUUUCAAUAAUCUCUCACCUAGAGGAAACAUAGAAACCCAGGUGCAGGGGAAUGAUCUCAACAGAUCAAAAGAGUUAUUUUCCAACUCUUAAAAGAACUUUUCUCCCAAUGUAUGCCAUGAUUAAUACACUUUCUUGGUAUCAGGGGAAUAGGUUCACAAGGAUCCAUUGAAAGACUCCAAUCUCUCAAGAAACAACACAAGUUUCCUUACAUGUUCAUCCAAGAACCAGGGUGAACUCUAGGAAAAUUGAAAAAUUCAAAAGAAAACUUGGGUACCCUCAUUAUUUCAACAAUUGUUCUAAUAAGAUAUGGAUUUUUUGGUCCAUAGGCUAUCAAAUGGAUAUUAUUGAAGACAAAGAGCAAUAUGUUCUAGUGCAUAUAAUCCAUCACCGUGAGCCAGUGGACUUUCAUCUCUCCAUUGUGUAUGCUAAAUAUGAUGAACGUCUUAGAGUUCCAUUAUAGAAUGAACUAAGAGAGAUUUUUACUAGAAUCACUGGCCCUUGGGGUGUAGUAGGGGAUUUCAAUGUUAUAGCUAGUCCAAAUGAAAAAAUUGGAGGAAAUCCAUUCAGAAUUGAAGAGAGCUUUGACUUUACCACUUGCUUGGAGGACUGUGAUUUACAAGAUAGAGAGUAUCUUGGAGCCAAGUUUAGUUGGAGUGACAAUAGAGAUCCUGCAAACACCAUAUGGAAAAGCCUUGAUAGGAUCAUUCACAACAGUCAUUGGUUUGACAAAUUCAGUGAAACCACUGUCACUCACCUUUCUAGAACUUGUUCUGACCAUGCACCUCUCUUAAUUAAAUGUAUUCCUGAUAAUUCUAACCAUAUUAAGUUUUUCAGGUUUCUCAAUAUUUGGACUGAACAUGUAGAUUAUUUGUCAGUUAUUCAGGAACCAUGGCCUGAAAGCUAGGAGGGUAACCCUUUACAAGACCAAGUUUUGCAAAAAAAACUCAAGUGUACUAGUAAAGCUCUGACUGCUUGGUCUAGAAUAGCAUUUGGAGAUUCCUAUAAAGAGCCCAAAAGAGUUGAAGUUCUCAUCAGAGACUUAGAAGAGGAGUCCAUUAACAAUAACACCAUAUGGAAAAGCCUUGAUAGGAUCAUUCACAACAGUCAUUGGUUUGACAAAUUCAGUGAAACCACUAUCACUCACCUUUCUAGAACUUGUUCUGACCAUGCACCUCUCUUAAUUAAAUGUAUUCCUGAUAAUUCUAACCAUAUUAAGUUUUUCAGGUUUCUCAAUAUUUGGACUGAACAUGUAGAUUAUUUGUCAGUUAUUCAGGAACCAUGGCCUGAAAGCUAGGAGGGUAACCCUUUACAAGACCAAGUUUUGCAAAAAAAACUCAAGUGUACUAGUAAAGCUCUGACUGCUUGGUCUAGAAUAGCAUUUGGAGAUUCCUAUAAAGAGCCCAAAAGAGUUGAAGUUCUCAUCAGAGACUUAGAAGAGGAGUCCAUUAACAAUAACACCCCUGAGUACAGGAUGAAUCUUUCCAAAGCUAAAGCUGAGUUCACUAGAUUUUUUAAAAUUCAGGAAAAAGUGUUAAGUCAAAAAGCAAGAGUGAAAUGGAUUGAACAAGGGGAGACCAACUUAGCCUUCUUUCAUAGUGUUAUCAAAGACAAGAGAAAGAGAUUAUCCAUUCAGAAAAUCAAAGAUCAAGAAGGCAAUUGGGUGGAAGCAACUUCACAGGUUGCUGAAGCUGCAGUCAAUCUCUUCACCAAUUUAUUCAAAGCUGAGGAUAUUGAGGAGGAUAGUUCUGUACUAAGUGUGAUGGAGAGAUGUGUCACCAAUAAAGAUAACAUAUCUCUUACCACAUUGCCCGAUCUCCAAGAAGUCAAAGAUACUGUCUUCUCAAUUGACCCUGACUGUGCUCCAAGACUAGAUGGUUUAAGUGGAAAAAUUAUAUCAAUCCACUUGGCUAGUUGCAGUAAUUUCUUUCUUCCAAGGUAUGAUCUAGGGUUGGAGACAGCUGAACAUCUUUUCUGCAAAGGACACUAUGCACAACUCAUUUGGAGUUUCUUUGCUGGAAGAAUGGGAAUCAUCAUCAAAAAUGCUAGCCUCAGAGAUAUAUUGCAAAGGUGCUGGAACUGCUCAACUAAAAGUCCUGUUGCUGCCUACAUUUUGAAGAUCAUCCCACCAAUCAAUAUGUGGGAACUCUGGAGAUCAAGAUGCAACUCUAAAUAUGAGGAUGAAAAACCUUCUACCGGAAGAUCUAUCUCCCUUAUUUCUUUCAAUAUCUGCUAGUUAGCAAAGAAAACAUUCCCUAGAAUUGAAAUUCCUGACUACUGGAACAAUCUACUCAAGAUUAUGGAAGCUAACUUAAUUGAUAAUACUAUCAUUCCUAUUAAAUGGA